AUGGCAGGGACGGGAAGUUAUACUGUCAAUAGGAGAAAAGAUGCCUCCUACAAAAAUUUCAUCUGUGCUCUUAUGGCCUUUUUGGCCAUGUUGAUUUUAAUCUCAAUUCUACUUUGGGCUUUAAGAAACCGAGGAAGUGGAAGUGAGAGUCUAGUAUCCAGUACAGCCGCUCCAACAAAUGCCACGGGCGAAAAUGCAGCAUUCCAAAAGGGACCUAUAAAAUACAAAACAAGUCAAAACGACACUACAACAACUGAGUCAGUUAAGAAGGAUACGGAUACCACGGAUCCUAACCAUCAGCAAUUAGCAAAAACGUCAGGAUCGGUAUCAGAAACAAUAGCUGUUAAAACAACUACUCCACCUACAACAACAGAAAGUAAUCUCCAAGAAACAGAUUUUAGUGGUAGUUAUACAGAUACAAGUACGGACGAAGUUGUUACCACUAAUAAAAAUAAUUUAUCGGCUUUUAAUUCGCAACCAAAUACUACUUUGGUUUCACCUACCCAAGCUACAACUAGAGCUACUAAAACUGUUUCUAAUACAACAGUGUCACCUGCUGCAACUAAGCUUACUACGACUGUAAUUCCGACAAGAUUAGUUGCAACUACAAUAAAACCUACGACAGAUAAGUCUACUACUACAUUAAAACCUAUAAAUACUACUGAAGUCCAUCAAACUACAGAAACAAUACCUGUUAAAACAACUACUCCGCCUACAAUAACAGAAAGUAAUCUCCAAGAAACAGAUUUUAGUGGUGGUUAUACAGAUACAACUAUGGAAGAAGUUACUACAACUGUUAAAAAUAAUUUAACGGCUUCUAAUUCACAACCAAAUACCACUAGGAUAACUACGACUUUAAAUCCUACUACAUUACUUUCAACUCCAGUAAAACCUACGACAGCAACAACUACUACUACAGUAAAACCUGUAGAAGCAAGUGUCGUAGAAAACAAUUCAACUACAGAAGCAAUACCUGAAACUACUGAAUCGACAACAGAAAGUAAUCUUCAAGAAACAGAUCUUAGUGGUGGUUAUUCAGAAACUACGGAAGAAGUUGUUUCAACUGAUAAUCCGCAACCAAAUACUACUUUGGCUUCACUUGCCCAAACUACAAAUAGAUCUACUAAACCUGUUUCUAGUACAACAGUGUUGCUGACAAGGCAACUUACUACAGGAAAUUUAGCAGAAGUAUGCCAAGAAGGCGUAUGUAAACGUGCCGCUUCUGUCAUGCUUGCCAUGAUGAACCAUGACGAUAAUCCCAAUGCAUGCGAUGACUCACAAAAUAAUAUGGACUAUUUCAGCGUUAUUUGUGACAAUCCUGGAGAAAGUAGGAACUCCAAGUUCUUUAAGUCUAGUCUCAGAAAUUUUUACAAGCAGCUUAAUGAGUCUACAGAAGAUUCGGUCAAAUUUUUCUUGGAAUUCUAUGAAAGCUGUAAUAAUUUUGAGAAUUCUGUGCAUCGCCUGAACAGAACUAAAACUCUUUCAGGUACUGGUGGUGCAGAUGUUACUGAAGCAGUAAUUAAAUCUAUUUUAGCAGAAUCAAUGCCAUUUUUUGAUUUAGGUUUAAACAUUGUGGAGGACGAAUUUGUAUUUGAGAUUUCUCUACCCGGAGUGAAUUUCCUUAAGACAAAGGUCAAAGGAUGGUCGGUGGUAGAACAAUCGAAGGACUUUUGCAUCGCAGCCGAAGCAGGUACGAUCAGUCAGGACGUUAUUGAUUUAAAGGAAAGAUCGGAAAAUAUUAAUUCUUGUAUCAAGGAAAUAACAAGUGGAUACGUUAACGAGUUUUUGAUAGAAAUGCAAGAGUUAACUUCUUCACUCUCUUCAGGAAAGGACAAUCUGGAAGCCAUCGUAAAAUCAGGAGCAAGCAGCAAUGACCUAAUUGCAAUUCUGGAUGGCAUACAGGACAGUUGGAAGGCAUAUAGAUCAGACAAAGAUCCCUCACUAAAGCAGAAAACAAUGACCUUGACUGAGCUUAAAGCCACAUACGCUUUAGGAUUUGAUUGGACAGCUGUAUUAGGCAAAGUGACAACUAGUGCUAUCACCGAUGAUACUAAAGUCUAUUUUUCCGAGUAUCUUGAUCAGACUUUUAAGACAUUAGUUAGUAAAACUGCGAAUCUAAAAGACAUGUUGGAUUUAUGGUACAGUGUUCAAAUGUAUAAAAACGUUGUUAUGGAGAAACAAACUGGCAAUCUAGGACAUUACUGUAUACAACUUACUUCUGAACUUAUUCCAGAAGUUAGUUCCCAUAUAAUACAUGAGGUAAACAAUAACAAAGAAAAAGACGAGUUAUAUUCACUAGUUGAUACAUUACUGGAUAAUUUAAAAACUCGUUUUGAACAUUCCCUGGGAGAGGCUAAUUUUGUAACAGAUUCUUACAGAAUUCUAGGAGAUAGACUUAAUCAAAUGCAGUUAUCGAAACCGAAACCAAUUAGUCUUAAAGGUGUAUCGGUUUCACAAAUUAAUGGUGUCUAUCAAGACCAACUGUAUCAACUGAUGGAGCGUUACAAAAAAGAAAUAUAUGGUCAAGUUGGACAACCUGUAACAUCCGAAGUAUUAUUAAAACUUUUCGUUGGAGCAUUCGACACUGAGCCGAAGACCUAUCCUCCAAACAGAGAAAUUUUAUUUCAGCCAGGAUUUGUAUCUGACAUGCACAAAAAUAUACCCUAUUAUAUAAGAGUGGCGAAACAUGGACUACUACUUGCCGAACAAAUAGCGAAACAAUUCAUUAAAAAUGAUUUUACUGAUCUUGCGUCAGAAGAAGCUACACUUUAUGAAGAUUUAUUUAAAACAUUGGAUACUAAAUAUUUACUAGAAAAAUCAACUUACACAGUUGAGAAUGUCAAGUGCCAAGUUGAGGAUGAAUCUGGCAACAAUUUAAAAUAUGAAACAAUAGUAGGAGACAACUUAGCCUUUAGGCUCGCAACUGAUACGUUCCUAGAAGAUACCAGCAAGGACAUUUUACCAUUCCUUACCGAUUAUUCUAGAAACAAAACAUUUUUGAUAAAUGCUUUGCAAGAUUUCUGUAAACCAAACAAUGUCGCAGACUUCAUAGGAGACUUUUAUAACAAGGAAACCAUUCCAGCACCUCUUAGAAUUAGAAAUAUGGCAAAGAACUCCAAAUUAUUUGCAGAUACAUUUAAUUGUAAAGAUAAUUUCGAAAGGAAACAAUUUCCUUUUUUAAAACAAGUUAAUCCUUAA
Messenger RNA from Diabrotica balteata, 3198 nucleotides. The record is from the annotation of a GenBank genome assembly. Lineage: Eukaryota; Metazoa; Arthropoda; Insecta; Coleoptera; Chrysomelidae.